GCUUCCAACCUUCGGGGCAAAACUUUCGUAACAAAACGAAAUUCAUCUUCUUCCUUUUUGGCUGCAUUCUUCAUCUUAACGGUUUUGAAGGCACCAUAUCCCAAAUGGAAGUUUCCGGCGGCCUUAGCAGAGUGCAAGCUCUAGCACAAUCAGGUCUGUGUCAAGUUCCACCUCAGUAUAUUCAAUUCCCCGAGAACCGACCCAUUCACCAUGAUCGCCGCGCCGCCACAACUUCAUCAAGCUUUGCCUCCUCCGAUGCCGAUAUUCCGAUAGUCAAUCUGUUCGGGUUCGACCCUGAUCAAACAAACUCGGCUCGGGAAGCAAUCGGACGGGCUUGUCGGGAAUGGGGCGCUUUUCAUGUCACAAACCAUGGCAUCCCGGUCAGCCUUCUGGAUGAUAUCAGACGCGUGGGUCUCACUUUCUUCAACGACUGCCCUAUGUCAGAGAAGCUCCGAUACGCAUGUGAUUCCAGUACUGCCGCGUCGGAAGGGUACGGAAGUCGGAUGCUUCAGAGCUCAGAGCAGCAGCAAAACGACGCGGUUCAAAUCUUGGAUUGGAGGGAUUACUUCGAUCACCACACUUUGCCUCUAUCUCGUCGCAACCCUUCUCGCUGGCCGAACUUCCCUCCCGAUUACAGAGAAGUCGUCACUAAGUACAGCGAUGAAAUGAAAAUUCUGGCUCAGAAGUUGUUGGGUCUAAUCUCAGAGAGUCUAGACCUGCGGUCAUCGUGCAUUGAAGACGCCGUUGGGCAUUUCUAUCAGAACAUCACUAUCAGCUAUUACCCUCCAUGUCCUCAACCCGAACUCACACUUGGUCUGCAGUCUCACUCUGAUAUGGGUGCUAUCACGCUUCUGAUCCAAGACGAUGUGGGGGGUCUUCAGGUUCUCAAGGAUGGUGCCAAAUGGGUGACCGUGAAGCCUCUCUCUGAGGCCAUUCUCGUUCUAUUGGCUGAUCAAACUGAGAUUAUCACAAAUGGGAAGUACAGGAGUUGUGAGCAUAGGGCCAUUACCAAUUCUAACCGAGCAAGGCUCUCUGUAGCAACAUUUCAUGAUCCUGCUAAGACAGUCAAGAUAUCCCCUGCAUCUGAACUGCUUGGGGAAUCUUCGCCACCAAAAUACAGGGGAGUUGUUUAUGGGGACUAUGUGUCGUCAUGGUACACCAAAGGUCCUGAAGGAAAGCGAAACGUCGACGCACUUGUGUUGGAUGGUUAGGCGGGCGUGUGCUUUCACCUGAUCUUUAUUGGUUCAAAGUACACAAGUUUAAUAACAGAUGAAGUCCACUAGUCUAUUCUGUGAGUAAAGGUUGCAAUUGAAAUUCUUUUAUUACGACAUAUUAGUCAUUAUCUCUCAAAUAUUGCAUUAGUGCUCCAAACUGGACAUGUAACUUCUUUUAUCUUCAAAUUCCUGUAUAUGAGCUGUCUGUUGUGUGCUUCAA
Neltuma alba is the source of this 1434-nucleotide messenger RNA. Its product is annotated as probable 2-oxoglutarate-dependent dioxygenase ANS. Bases 105 to 1211 code for a protein of 368 amino acids. The record is from RefSeq and is a predicted model, not a curated record. Lineage: Eukaryota; Viridiplantae; Streptophyta; Magnoliopsida; Fabales; Fabaceae. The transcript is spliced from 2 exons.